AUGAGUGAGGAAUAUCAGUAUCAAGACACAGAGUAUCAUUCAGAGAGUAUUUCGAUAUCUGAGCUGAAGAAUGGUGGGAUAUUGGCUGUGGAUAUAGCAAAGUUGAUAGAAGCUGGGUUUACAACGGUUGAGUCUUUGGCAUUUGCACCGAAGAGGCAGCUUCUUUCGAUAAAAGGAUUUUCGGACAUCAAGGUGGACAAGCUUAUCAAGGAGGCAGCCAAGCUGGUUCCAAUGGGAUUUACAACCGCGUCUGCAUACCACCAGAGAAGGUCAGAGCUUGUCUAUCUAACUACUGGAUCUUCGGAGGUGGAUAAGCUGCUGAAUGGUGGGUUUGAAUCAGGAAGCAUAACAGAGAUAUUUGGAGAGUUCCGAACGGGAAAGACACAGCUAUGCCAUACGGUUGCGGUGACAUGCCAGCUGCCUCCUGAGCAAGGUGGGGGAGGAGGAAAGGCCAUGUACAUAGACACUGAGGGAACAUUCCGAUCUGAAAGAUUGGUCCCAAUAGCAGAGAGGUUUGGGCUAGACCCGAAUGAGGUUAUGGAUAACAUAUCAUAUGCUCGUGCGUACAAUUCAGACCACCAGUCACAACUUCUGAUCAAGGCAUCUGCAAUGAUGUCUGAGUCAAAGUACUCAGUUCUUAUAAUUGAUUCUGCAACAGCCUUAUACAGGACGGACUUUAGCGGAAGGGGAGAGCUUGGAGCUAGGCAGCUGCAUUUGGCGAAAUAUCUCCGUAGCCUUGUAAACCUUGCAGAAACAUUCCGUGUUGCUGUUAUUAUCACCAACCAGGUUGUUUCUAAUGUGGAUGGGGCUGUUGGGAUGUUUGCUGGAGAUAUCAAGAAGCCAAUAGGAGGGAAUAUCAUGGCACAUGCAAGCACAACAAGGCUUUACCUAAGGAAAGGAAGGGGAGAAACAAGAAUAUGCAAAAUAUAUGAUUCUCCCUGUCUCCCGGAGUCGGAAGCAGUGUUUGCAAUUACGGAACAGGGCAUCAACGAUCCUGAUGAAUGA
Molecule: messenger RNA, 1005 nt
Organism: Encephalitozoon hellem ATCC 50504
Lineage: Eukaryota; Fungi; Microsporidia; Unikaryonidae
Product: DNA repair protein Rad51
Exons: 1
Coding region: 1-1005 (334 amino acids)
Biological process (GO): mitotic recombination; DNA recombinase assembly; DNA strand invasion
Cellular component (GO): condensed nuclear chromosome
Molecular function (GO): ATP hydrolysis activity; double-stranded DNA binding; single-stranded DNA binding
Source: RefSeq, a predicted model, not a curated record